CCUCGGAGCGGAGUCAAACACCAAGUUAGGACUCGCCAUGUCGCAUCGGGGAACUUUCAAGACCGCGUUAUCUCUCCGAACCGGAUUCUUUUGGACCAUGUGAGGCCACACUGGUGGAUAUAUGGUGUGGUGCGAGCGCUGUGAAGUUGUCGUGCAGCUAACACUUUAGCGGAGCCUCAUGUUUUCGUCGAGCCAAGAGAACUGCGCCCCGACCAAAGACCCGGUCAAGUACGGGGAGCUGGUGGUCCUGGGGUACAAUGGCUCACUACCAAACGGGGAUCGAGGAAGACGGAAAAGCAGAUUUGCUUUAUACAAGAGGACCAAAGCCAACGGCGUGAAGCCCAGCACGGUGCACAUCCUCAACACGCCGCAGGCCAGCAAGGCCGUCAACUGCAAAGGCCAGCACAGCAUCUCGUACACACUGUCCAGGAACCAGACGGUGGUGGUGGAGUACAGCCAUGACAAAGACACGGACAUGUUCCAGAUCGGACGAUCCACUGAGAGUCCGAUUGACUUUGUGGUGACCGACACGAUAGCGGGAGGCCAUGAAGGAGACGACACUCCAAUCACGCAGAGCACAAUCUCGAGGUUCGCCUGCAGAGUCGUCUGCGAACGGAACCCGCCCUUCACCGCUCGGAUCUAUGCCGCCGGCUUUGACUCCUCCAAGAACAUCUUCCUGGGGGAGAAAGCAGCCAAAUGGAAGAACCCUGAUGGCCACAUGGACGGCCUCACGACGAAUGGCGUGCUGGUGAUGCACCCGAAGGGCGGUUUUACCGAAGAGUCCAAGCCUGGCGUGUGGAGGGAGAUCUCUGUUUGCGGGGACGUUUACACCCUCAGAGAGACUCGCUCAGCACAGACUCCUGGGAAACUGGUGGAGAUGGAAAGCAACAUUCUGCAGGACGGUUCCCUGGUGGAUCUGUGUGGAGCGACGCUGCUGUGGCGCACGGCGGAGGGUCUCUUUCACACCCCCACCCAGAAGCACCUGGAGGCCUUGCGACAGGAGAUCAACGCCGCCCGGCCCCAGUGCCCGGUGGGCCUCAACACGCUGGCCUUCCCCAGCAUGCAGCGCAGCCGCGCCCUCUCCUCGCUGGAGGAGAAGCAGCCCUGGGUCUACCUGGCGUGCGGCCACGUGCACGGCUAUCACAACUGGGGCCACCGCUCCGAGCAGGAGCCCAACACCCAGCGGGAGUGUCCCAUGUGCAGGAUGGUGGGCCCCUAUGUGCCCUUGUGGCUGGGCUGCGAGCCCGCCUUCUAUGUGGACCCCGGGGCCCCCACCCACGCCUUUGUUCCUUGUGGACACGUGUGCUCUGAGAAGUCUGUGAAGUACUGGGCGGAGAUCCCCCUGCCCCACGGGACCCACGCUUUCCACGCUGCAUGUCCCUUCUGUGCCACUCAGCUGGGUCUCACUCAGGGCUUCGCCAAGUUGAUCUUCCAGGGCCCGGUGGACUGAUCUGGCCCCUCAACAUGCUGUGAAACUGUUCUACCUGGAUGAAGAUCCUCCUGGAUCAAGUACCUGCACUGAGGGGGGAAACUCACAGGGGGAUUACAGACACUCCACUCUGACCUCCCCAAACCCCUUGAGCUGCUGGAUUCAGGUUCUGAAUGUUCUUACUUUGUUGGGCCGGCCGGGACCAGAUGAUGAAUAUAGGCUGAGCCAGACAGCUGGACUGUUGGCCGGGAGGGUCUUCCCCUCACCGUCACCCCGAGACUGCCGAACAAACUGUCAUGCACAGAGAUAUUCCAGUGCCUCAGAACUAUUUGGUCACAGACGUUUUCUCACCAAGCUUUUACCACGCCGAGGCUCCACCUGAAGUUUCUUUUUUUAAUGCAAAGUUAAUAUAUAUAUUUUUCCUGUUUGGAAUUGUGUGCAUGUGUGGCUCCUCACAGGCUUUUAUAUUCUCCAGAGGCUCCGCCCCUUUUCAUGGUCCGGCCCACCCACACUGUAGGGAUGCGACCCAGAAUGUCGGUUUUGUGCACCAGCCCUGCUGUCGUUGAUCAACUAUGCAAUGAAAUAUGCCAAAAAUACCAGGGCCAAAUUGAUAGGCUAGUACAAACCAAAUUGAACCACGGUCGGUGACUUCUUUAGCAGCAGCAGCAGCUACGUGUUUUGCAGCUAAGUUAGCUUGUAGGCAGCGCCAUUGCCGCUGAGGUUUUUAGGGUUUGAGUGUUGAAGGCUUUGGAGUGAUUUGGGGUUUGAAGCACCUGGCUCAGGGCUCAGUGCCUUGAGAGUUCACGGUCGGUAACCAGCAUGCAAACACUCGCAAUAAUGGCUUCAAUAUCAGCCGAAAUUUCAAGGUCAGAUAGGCGAAUCGCAGGAGGCCUGUUAGCAGAAACUAGUGAUUUGUCUUUUUGUGCUUUCACCUCAUUCGCUUUAGAAAUAAGGAUUUGCACCCCCCACCCCCAGAUGAGUGAUGUGUGGGAGUCAAAGAUGGCUGCCUGAUAAUGUGAAUCUCAAAACAGACUCGUAGCAUUUCUCUUCAAUAACGUCGGGCCUUACCACCUUUAGUUGUGAUAGUUGUCAUGUGACUGUAAAGGCUUCUCCACUGUCGUAAGACUCAUUUCAGGACGAGCAAGGUGGCUGUCACUGCUGCCACAGAACAGGAAGUGAUGGGCUCGUGAUUUUUGAAACGGCGCAGUUGAAGAGUGAACUUGCUGAUUUCAUGUCAUCCACACGGGUGUUUUCUGGUGCGCCUUCUGGCCUCUGAGCUGGUGGGCAGCCAGCCUUUGGUCGUCUGGGAUUCGAGCCUGAAAAGUACGUAUUAAAGCAACCAACUUGCCGUUUUCCCAACUGUAAAUAAAUCAGUAGCAGCUCAGGUAAAGUCUUUAUGCAGCGAAGCACCUGUCAGGUUCAGACCCCUCUGUUGGGCGCGGUCAGGAAGAAGGUCGCCCCCGGGUCCGACAAUAGAAGGACGUGUUGAAAGUUCACCCAGUGUUUCCAAGAACUGUUUUUAGAAUGUUGACAAGGAGUUUUAAAACACAGGUUUAAGCUUCAGAUUAGCUCCUCAAUCCACUCGACAAAUGACUUUUUUUCCCCAGUCCAAUAUUUGAAAUUGAUGAACCGGACGUAACGGAGCUGGACCGUCUUGGUUAGUCAAAUCCAGAACGUGGCCUUGUUCUCUGAGGAUGUCGUGUGGGGAGCGUGAGCUAACUUUAUAUUUAGUCAUCUUCGUGGUCUAAACUGAGAAGCAGCGUUGAGGAAAGUAGCCAAAGAAGCGACGUUGGCUCUUGGGAAGCAGCAGCGGAGACGUUUUAUGUAAUCCAGCAGGGUCAGGCUUCCGUACAGUAGCAUUCCUCCGCGACGGCGCUCCGACAGCAACAUUCCUCCUCAGCAAACAUGGGUGCGGCUCCGGUUUUCGUCCCCUGCCUGAAGUGUGUACACAAGCCAUAGAUGGACUCUCCUGAUGCCUCUGUGAAUAAAAUGUUUCCUCUCACCUGCUGCUGUUUGAUUUCCACACUAACUGAAUUGAACUGGGGAAAUAAACCAUGUAUUUUCAGCGCCGUCCCUCGUCGCCUUAAUUUCCCUUGUUUUCAGAGCAUCUGAGCUGCGGUUUCCUCUGCGUUUCAUCAUCGUUUCUCCUCGCCUGAGCGAUUAUCAGAACGCAGCAAUGACGGAUAAGAGCGGCACCAUUAAACCAUGCAGUUCAUAUGAGUUCUGGCCACGAAGUGAGCCAAGGCAGACGCUGGAGAGCACAGUGUGUCCUGUGAAUCGCACUUCUGAGUUUAAAACAUGAGGGACAAGAUGAGGACUGAGUGCAUCAGGUCUCAUGUGGAGAUGUUGGGAGACAUUAGGGGCCACAGAUGCUUGGG
This is a messenger RNA of Synchiropus splendidus (mandarinfish), 3807 nucleotides long. It is a transcript of the gene peli2, whose product is annotated as pellino E3 ubiquitin protein ligase family member 2. Gene Ontology annotation, molecular function: protein binding; ubiquitin protein ligase activity. The transcript is spliced from 6 exons. The coding region runs from base 179 to 1450 and encodes 423 amino acids. Gene Ontology annotation, biological process: protein polyubiquitination; regulation of Toll signaling pathway. The record is from RefSeq and is a predicted model, not a curated record. Lineage: Eukaryota; Metazoa; Chordata; Actinopteri; Syngnathiformes; Callionymidae.